Gloeophyllum trabeum ATCC 11539 is the source of this 789-nucleotide messenger RNA. RefSeq lists its product as uncharacterized. The transcript has a single exon. Lineage: Eukaryota; Fungi; Basidiomycota; Agaricomycetes; Gloeophyllales; Gloeophyllaceae. Bases 1 to 789 code for a protein of 262 amino acids. The record is from RefSeq and is a predicted model, not a curated record.
AUGUCGCCCCCCGACAUCGCUGCGAUCCUCGCGUCCAUGCACAUCCCCGCCCGCCCGCCGCUGCGCCUCCCGAACGAGCUCCUCGAGCACGUCCUCACACUCGUCUGGUGCGCGCUCCCGCCCUCGCCCGCCCCGCCCCCGUGCUCCUCUCUCCUCGCCCGCCCCGCAAAGUCCGUCCGCUGGACGACGCACGCCGCGCUCGCGAGCGUCGACCGCCAGUGGCGCGCCACGAUGCGCCGCGUCCGCCUCCGCCACGUGCACCUCGCCGCCUGCUGCGACCUCGCCGCGUACACCCGGCUCCGCCCCGCCGCCGACGACGACGACGACGACGAGACCGCGCUGCUCGCGCACGGCCGGCUCACCGUGCUCUUCGCGCGCGCGCCCGAAAACGCGCCCGCGCUCGCGCCGGCGGCCGUCGCCGCGCUCGUCCCCGCGCCCGCGCACGUCGACGCCGCGGGCGACCCCGCGCGCAUACAGGCGCUCCUCGCGCGCUACCCGCGCCUGCGGUCCCUCGCGCUGCACGCCCCGCUGGCGCCCCGCGCGCGCUUCCCCAGCGUGCGCGCGCUGACGCUCCUCUACGCCCCGCCCGCGCCCGCGGACCUCGCCGCCUUCCCGGCGCUGGCGCGCCUCCGCUUGCUCCGCGUCCCAAAGGCCAGCGCCGCGUUCCCGCCUGCGACGCAGUCCGGGGAGGAUGGGAAGGAGAAGACGCGCGGGGCGUGUAGGGAGCCUGCCGUGGGGAGCGCGUGGGAGAGGGAGGUGCGGGCCGGUGUCGUCGUCGAGAGGAUGUGA